Syzygium oleosum is the source of this 470-nucleotide messenger RNA. Its product is annotated as membrane steroid-binding protein 2-like. Lineage: Eukaryota; Viridiplantae; Streptophyta; Magnoliopsida; Myrtales; Myrtaceae. The transcript has a single exon. Bases 22 to 459 code for a protein of 145 amino acids. Gene Ontology annotation, cellular component: endomembrane system; membrane. The record is from RefSeq and is a predicted model, not a curated record.
CUCUUCCGAAGCACGUCGGCGAUGGCGCUGCAGCUGUGGGAGACCCUCAAGGGCUCCAUCGUCGCCUACACCGACCUCUCUCCGGCGGCCUUCUUCACCGUCGUCGCCCUCAGCCUCGCCGUCUACUACGUCGUGUCCGGCCUCUUCGGUUCGUCCUCCGACCACCACCAGCGGCCGCGGGACUUCCAGGAGCAGAUGCAGCCCCUACCCCCGCCCGUCCAGCUCGGCGAGAUCUCCGAGGAGGAGCUCCGGCAGUACGAUGGCGCCGACCGCAAGAAGCCACUCCUGAUGGCCAUCAAGGGGCAGAUCUACGACGUCUCCCAGAGCAGGUACGCCGCCGGGCCCCCUUGUUUUUGGGCCGCGUUGGAUGAAAUCGUUACGCGCUCGUCGCGCGGUUCCGGUCGUUUUGCCUGCGGCGGCCGUGGGUUGCCGGAUCGGAUCGUCGCUGCGUCGGGAUGAACUUUACUCAA